Molecule: messenger RNA, 942 nt
Organism: Phyllostomus hastatus (greater spear-nosed bat)
Lineage: Eukaryota; Metazoa; Chordata; Mammalia; Chiroptera; Phyllostomidae
Gene: TEX26
Product: testis expressed 26
Exons: 7
Coding region: 23-889 (288 amino acids)
Cellular component (GO): cytoplasm
Source: RefSeq, a predicted model, not a curated record
GAACAAGGACCCUGAGGCACCAAUGGCACAGUCUGGGCCGGAGGCCCCUUACCCCUCUCAAUGCGGCCCAAAGAUCCCACCACCAGGUGAUGCCCACUGGGACUCCUACGCCACCACGAUGAAGACCGCGUUCACACCAAAGACAGGAGCAGUGCCUGCUUUAAUUCGUCAAAAAAGCAUCCGAACAUUAGGAUAUACAUAUUCACUUAGUGAUCCUCUUCCCAAUCAGACACAUUACAAUGAUGAGUACGUUUGGAAGUUGGGCUCUGAGGAAGAUUUGAUCAAAGCUGGGACUCCAGGAGAGAUUGGGAACCGCAGUUCUCACGCCAUUCAAGAUCCUUUUUGCUGGACGCUACCUCCAGGUCACUCCACGUCAGCGAAGAGCUACCUCCCUUGGAAAAUCUAUGCUACAGAGGAUGAGGUCAGAAAGGCCAUAUCAAAUCGGUUUACUUCCCAUACCAGGAGAGACUUUGUGGACAGAGCUGAAGCUCAGAAGAUUAAGCAAAGUUCUCAGAUGUUUCUAGAAUGGAAAAAGUUACUUCCCCAUGCCACAGACACUGAAUUUCGACGUAAUUACCAAGUUCCAGCUAAAAUUCCUGAGUUUCAGGACUUUAGUUUCAAGUAUGGAUGCUACUCAAGUCUACCAAUUGCUUCUCAGGGUCUAGUUCCUUCUGUGCUGCACAGCCACUUGAAGAGCCAGGCCCGCACAAAGAAGCAGACCACAUACCAGAGUGAUUAUGGCAAAGCCUACCUGGAUUUCCUAACGAUCUUGAACUCAUUUACUCCUUCUCAAAUAACAGAGUACCUGCAAAGUGUUUCCUACACAGACAGAAAACUUCUCGAACACUUUCUUCACUCUUACUGUGAUGUUGACAAGGGGAUGGAGUGAAAAGGGAAAAUGAUCCACAUGAAGAAAAUCUGAAAAUCAGUGGAAGGGCCUAC